UCCAAUCAAAAUAAGCGUUCGGCCUUGACGUCAUCUCCAUGCCGUUCGAGUGACAGUGCGAGAAUAUUAAAACUACAAAACACCGUAAAUGUAGCGCGCUGGACCAAAAGUGUGCAGUCGUUCAUGGUUCGUAGAACACAGUAGUGCGCGGCGGCGUGAUAGUUAGACGACCAGCGGAGGCAGCACCAUGUCUGGGCACGACCACAGCCACGGCCACGAUUGCUGCGGGUGCGAGGGCGAACACGAGCCCGCCGAGAGAGGCCUGGAGUACGGGCUGUACCAGCGGAUCGACCUGGCCAAGCUGCAGUGUCUGAACGAGAGCAGGGACGGAGACGGGAAGUUGGUGUUCAAACCCUGGGAGCUACGGCUGGAGCGAGAAAAGUUUGUGGAAAGCGAUGCAGAUGAAGAGCUGCUGUUCAACAUACCCUUCACAGGCAGCGUGAAGCUAAAAGGCGUGAUCAUAUCAGGAGAAGACGACGAGUCUCACCCUGCUGAGAUUCGACUAUUCAAAAACAUUCCUCAGAUGUCGUUCGAUGACACUGGCAGAGAACCGGAGCAGGCCUUCAGACUCAACCGAGACCCGCUGGCUCAGCAAGAGUACCCCACCAAGAUUGCACGCUUCUCUAACGUACAUCACCUUUCCAUUCACGUCUCCAAGAACUUUGGCUCUGAAAGCACCCGGGUCUACUACAUCGGGCUGAGAGGAGAGUUCACGCAGGCUCACAGACAUGAGGUGACCAUCUGCACGUACGAGGCCACAGCGAACCCAGCUGAUCACAAAGUGGAGAGUAUAAUUCCUCAAACAAACUUCAUUUCCUGAAAAGAAAAAGAGGAAGACGAAGGAGGCACAAGAAUAUGGUCGGAGAGUGCUGCUCUGCUGCGUAGGAGCUAGUUUUUGCUUUGGCCAGAAGAUCAGAGGAAAUCCUCGAGUCAGGAUUCUGGUCGAUAAUCGGGAGUGAAAGCUUGAAGAUUGAGUGACAAUGCAUGAAACUGUUGAAGAAACCUCUUAUUUACAGCAAAUCAAUUAUCCAUCGAGCUAAAAUAAAGCAAGACAGCAAC
Molecule: messenger RNA, 1059 nt
Organism: Synchiropus splendidus (mandarinfish)
Lineage: Eukaryota; Metazoa; Chordata; Actinopteri; Syngnathiformes; Callionymidae
Gene: pithd1
Product: PITH (C-terminal proteasome-interacting domain of thioredoxin-like) domain containing 1
Exons: 6
Coding region: 188-820 (210 amino acids)
Cellular component (GO): nucleus
Source: RefSeq, a predicted model, not a curated record